AUGUCGUACUACGAGCCUCAGGGUUGGCAGGCCCCCGCCGCGCGCCAAGUUUCUUGGGAACAGCCGGUUCCUCCAUCUCGGUCAGGAUCCAGCUCGAUCUCCCAGCGUGAGGAAAUGCCGGCUUUCUCGUCCCAGUUUGAUGAGGUCGAUCGGGCGGUUGACAACCUGGUCAAGAGCGGCAAGCUGUGGAAUGCUCCGCGGAGGGACUCCAUGCCCCUCAUGAUGGGUCGUCCUUACGCCGACUACGAUACUCGUGUUGCCAGCGCCAUGGCCUCCCGUCACCAUUCUAUCAGCGAGUUCGAUGGCGCCCGCCCCCAUCCCCCCAACAACCAAGGCUUCUACACGCCUCAACGAUUCCAAAACCGUCCCAAUGAAGUAGAGCAGAUGAUGCAGGCAAAGCGUCGGAUGGCGGCACAGCGUGAAAGGGAACUCCGCAAUUACCACCAGGAGCAGCAGUACAACCGAAGCCUGCUUUCCGAAAUGUCUGGCAACAACAAGCCCGAGCGUUCUCUGAGUCCCGCCGCGAUGAGUGAAGAAAGCCGUCGAGAUCUACUUACUCGCCAACACCGAGCCCUGUACGGCAAUGAUAGUCCCGCUUUCUUUCCUGCGGGCGGUUACGCUGAUGACGCUUCGCGACCUGAUAGCCAGGGCGGUACCGGAACUCCUUCCUCGGCCACCGGCGUGAGAGGCCCUUCCCCCCGCGGUGUGGAUCCCUUCGGUUUGUCCCAUGCCCAUACCCCGGGCCCAGCCAGCGCCGACGGAGUUGUGCACACUCCCACCGCUGCGUCCGCGCUGCAGUCCCCGAACCGCGCGAAUAGCACCUCGUCCCCCAGCUCCGGCAUCAACCCCGUCUUUGGUAAUCCCGCAGAGCAGCCGGUCACAUCCACCUCGUCGCCCGGUGGAGCCGACUCACCGUCGCGUACAGCCACUUCCAAGUCCACCGCUGGUCCCAUUGGCUCAGUGGGUCCCAUCGGUUCGCGGCCGAUCCCCACUACCAGCUCUGUCUCUAACCCAGGCUUGACCAAGCGCUCCACCACACCGCUACCCUCCCCGCUGGGCUUCAGCUUCACAGCCGGUGAUGCUGGCAAUGAUCACUCGGCUGGCAUCCCUCCCGCUUCUGCCACCGGUGCCCCAGUUGGCUGGGGCAACAGCAGCGGAGUGUGGGGAUCCAAGAGCGGCCUCGGCGUUCAAGCCCCUGUUUGGGGUUAA
Messenger RNA from Aspergillus ruber CBS 135680, 1209 nucleotides. RefSeq lists its product as uncharacterized. The record is from RefSeq and is a predicted model, not a curated record. The transcript is spliced from 5 exons. The coding region runs from base 1 to 1209 and encodes 402 amino acids. Lineage: Eukaryota; Fungi; Ascomycota; Eurotiomycetes; Eurotiales; Aspergillaceae.